Saccostrea cuccullata (small rock oyster) is the source of this 1389-nucleotide messenger RNA. RefSeq lists its product as uncharacterized. The transcript is spliced from 2 exons. Lineage: Eukaryota; Metazoa; Mollusca; Bivalvia; Ostreida; Ostreidae. Bases 170 to 1264 code for a protein of 364 amino acids. The record is from RefSeq and is a predicted model, not a curated record.
GUUUUGAAUUCGUCACCAUUCUGUGCACUCUAUUUGCAUAGUUCAAUUUCUCCACUUUAGUUUAAAAUAUUCUCCACUUUGACCGGGUAGCCAUGUUGAUAUUGACUGCAUAUUACGUUUAACAAGGAUUUUCAUUUGGCAACAUUUGAUUUUUUUGUUGAAGGAGAUAAUGAGUGGUAGAACAUCAAGAAGGUUAACUUAUGUAAGUGGUUCAUGCCAUAAAUACAGCUUAGCUGCUGUUCUUCUGGUGGUAGCCGGACUCUUAUUUUUUGUGCCACAAUAUCAUUGGAGACUAAAUGUUAGAUCCUCACCCGACUCAAAUGCUAUUCCAAAGUCGAUACUUUAUAGAAAGUAUCUUCAUUCAAUGAAUCUUCCUAAAAGUUCUGAUGGUAUACCAUAUGCUGAAAUAGAAAUAAUCCGCCGUGACUGUGGGCAACUUUGUAAUACUUCGCGACCUGGUUCACCAGGCCCAUAUUUUAAUCAUGUAACAGCACCAGUGAACUGUGAAGCAAUCUUUAAAAAUACUUACAUAGAUAAAGGUCAUGGCUUAAAGGAAGCUCCCAGAUAUAUUCCAAAUAAGCUUCUUAAAGACUUUACAAUGAAUUUUCAAUUGCCAGUAUCAGAAUGGUACUUUGAUAUGCCAUACCUUAAUACAAAAAGUAAAACACCUGUAUGGACAAAAGAAAGUGUAGAGCACCAGAUCUCGCUGGCAAAAAAAGGAAUUUUAGAUGGAACAUAUGACAGUUCUGAAACUAACGCGUUAAGAGAUGGGCUAAAGCAUGCUCCUGGCGUCAAAGAUGGGCGUGUCUUGGUCAUAGGUUCUGAGAAUCCAUGGGUUGAGGCAUGUGUACUAGAGGCUGGGGCAAAGGAAGUUGUUACUCUUGAGUACGGAGAAAUUCGAUCAUUGCAUCCGAAAAUAAAAACUUUCAUUCCUCAAGCAUUUAGGAUGGCUUACUUGAAUAAGACUCUUGGUGAAUUUGACGCUGUGGUAACGUUUAGCUCGGUUGAACAUUCAGGACUAGGUAGGUAUGGCGAUGGACUUAAUCCUUGGGGUGAUAUCAUAGCAAUUGCAAGAGCUUGGUGUGUAACAAAGAAAGGUGGAUCAUUGACAAUUGGAGUAAUGUUUGAUAAUGAAAAAGAUUAUAUUCAAUUUAAUGCUGCACGAUACUAUGGGAAAAUUAGAUAUCCCUAUCUCGCCACUAACUGGAAACAACACUAUAGGGGACAUGGAAGUCAAAAAAUCCACGUAUUCGUAAAACCAUAAGUCGGAUAAUGGAUACUACACUUGUUGAGCAUAAUAAUUUUUGUAAACGUAAUGUGUUUAUAAUUUACUAGUAUAUUAGUAAAGUAUUAAAAUAUCUCUCUCUAUUGUUUCUUAGUUAGUUCAAA